Molecule: messenger RNA, 7200 nt
Organism: Dermacentor andersoni
Lineage: Eukaryota; Metazoa; Arthropoda; Arachnida; Ixodida; Ixodidae
Source: RefSeq, a predicted model, not a curated record
UAAAAAACUUUUUUUCUUUCCUCUUUUCUUUUUUUUUCUCCCCGCAAAUGUAAACAACUCACGGCAGUUUCUCGUCGCGAACCUGAGAACACUAAGCCGCAAUAUUGCAUGCAUUCAAACUGGCAAGCUUGAAUAAAUAAAUUUAAACGAAAAGAAAAAAAAACUGAAAAUAAGCGAGUAGUUUACGGAACGAGAGACGGCCAAAAUUUAUGGCACACACAAAAAGCUGUGCCAACAGGCGUAGAAAUAUAUUCAAAACUUCGUCGUGUCACGCAACGAUUUAUCACUUGCAUCGUAUACACCCGCGAAUCUAGCCUCGCAUUCACGAUAGUUUAUUUUUAUACGUACGCAAAGACAUAUUUCAGCGUUACAUUUUUUUUGUUACUGCUGUUGUCUUCUUGCGGCGGUCUUAGGUGUGAAAUACGCUCGAAGCAGACACGGAAGCUACCGCGCAAGUUCCGGCUCGCCUUUCGAACUUUAUGGCCACUUCAGAGUUCCGACCAAUCUUCCACGUAUUCCGGAACACAAUUUUGCUAUAAAUCAAUUGUUUGCCUGUUUCUUUCGUUAAACUCCUUUCUUGUAAUGUUAAAACUCCGUGAAGAAGUCUCACGGAGUUCCUUCCGCAGGCCUACAUAUCUUUUCUUCAAGAACGGCACUAGAGAAACGACCCUGUCAGAUCCGCUGCGUCCGACGGUAUCCGCGUACGAACAUUCCCUUUUUUUGUGUGUGUUUUCCAAUUUUAUUUCUUUUUCAUAUAGAAACAUAUUUCAGCGGUUGGCGCGUUUCCAUUCCUCGAGAUGUCCGGCCAGUGGUGAUAUAGAGCCAUUUGUUUCGCGAAACGCCAGGAGAGAAAGUGGAAGAUUAAAGAACACACCACCACGAAAGCGAACGGCAAGUGAAUUCCGAGAACGCCGGGAAAUUUCAGUGGGAACACCUUUACGCUUCCCUUCGUUCUCGUUCUUUUUCUUGUUUUGUCAGAGGCUGGAUAAAUGCGUCAAUAAGCGAAUCUAUCAGCUAGAAUCAGUGAAUAUAUAUCAGCCAAAAAAAUUAAGGCAGAAAAAGCGCAGAACAUGCAAAUUGGAAAUGGUGCAAACCAAGCACGGGGAAACUUCGUAAGGACCAUCGGGGAAUCAGAAAAACAAAAGAUGCAGACCCCCCCCCCCCCCAUCCCAGACAGUGGCGUAGCCAGACAUAUUUUUAUGGGGGGGGGGGGCACACGUGCUCGGUUUGCCGACCCCCUAACCACUCCCUCGCUUUCCAGUUACACCACUGCUCCCAGAAAAUAAACAAAAAUGUACUAUGAAUUUAAAAAGAAAGCGCCCUGAACCAAACUGAAGUUCCUCAAUUGCUGAACAAACGUUCCUAUGACAGCAACCGAGACAGCCAGUUCUGCCGGAAAAAGAACGUCAGGAAUAGAACAAGAAAUUUGGCCAAGUCGGCGAAAAGCCUCUUCUCAAUAUUUUUUUUUUUUUUUUUGGCUAUGCAGAAAGGGGUUGCAUUCAGCUAUCCUUAUUUAGUCUGUGUUUUUUUUUUCUUUGGGAGGAGGGGACAUGAUGACGGAGGUGGCUUUGUUGACAUACGUUUUCCAAACGUCUUCUUUUUUUGUUGUUUUUGUCCACGCAAUUUUUUUUCUUUUGACCGUCUUCUUCGAGGAUUUGUGUUAUUUAUAACUGACCAUACACCAACAAAAGUUUCAUCGAUAAUAGGAAAUAGAGUUGCUGGUGAGGUCACGUCCUAGGCACAAACAGCGAAAAAGAAGAUAUCGACGUGGAGAAACAAUACUCAUGAACAACAACAACAACAACAACAACACAUAUUCUUUUGGCGCGAGCAACCUGGGUCGUGACCGGAGUGAUAGCGCGAGCUUACGCAAGUCUAUGUUGUUGCUGCGGGGGAGGUUGAUCUGUUCAACACUUUUAGCGACAUCAGAAACACACAUAUUCUUUGCAUCUUUCUCUUGUGGCUCCGUCACAAAUGGGUCUGUUAACUUUUCAAUUGCGUUAUGUUCUUCUGAAAUUAUUUUUAAUGUUGGUAUUUUUACCAUCGAGCUAGCCGGAAGGUAAACUCAUUCUCUCUUGUUUCCUCGUCAAACACUGGUCAAUCCAUCCUCGCGUUUACUUGUCAAAUUUAACAGGAAAUAACAACAAAAACAACAAUGACAACAGACGCAACACUAGAAACAGAGUAGUCCACGGAUGGUAGCCACCGUUGCCUAAGCAAUCUGUCCCUCUCUUGGGCAGCAUUGCUAUGUUAGGGGUGAGGCGUUAGACGUAACUAGCCCUACAGCAGCUCCCUAACUAAUCUCGCCAUCGCCUAAAUGGACACCAACGAGCGACAACCUUCGCGAGCUGACAUCUGUCAAGUUUUCAAUGACGUCUGUGUGACGUCGCUGAGGGUACAAGACGGCGACAUUGCAGAAGAAAGGCAGGUCCCCUUAUACUCCUAGACUUCGCUACUGGCAGGGUCUCGUAAGAACCAGAAACAAAUUGCUCCUCUGUUAUGCACCUUAAUGAAACAGUAACGCAGUACUGUUUCAAAACUGUUACUGUAACACAGUACUGUAUUCCCGCAAAUAACUUGGUGAAACAUUGGUCUAAUUAAGCCAAGCAGAUGGCAUGAAUGAACGCAAUACGCCGAAUUCCAUUUUCUAUGCGGGCACCUUUUCUAUUUCUUCCUUGCACUUUAUUCAUUUAUUUAUUUGCUCGUUAAUUUUUAUUUUUGUGAUGGCUGGGCUGAAACAGGCGGUGGGAGUUCAUUUUGCUCGCGUCAAUGACGGCCUCCUCUAAUGCACGCAAAGGUUUCGUCACCUUGUCCUCCAAAACCGAAGCAAUAUUGCAGGACGUAUAGAGCGCUCAGCCGGACAUUCUAGGAGUUGCAGACGCAUCUCAUUUCACUAAUUAAAAGACCCACGCUCGCAAUAUCAUGCUGCUUCGUCCUUUUCAUCUGAACCGCUCUCGCUUCCAUCUCACCGUCAAAGCCGAACUACAUAAUACAGGGCGCUGCACAACGCUCUAAACGUAAAACACCAACACCCACACUAGGCCUUUCACAAUCCUCGCAGCCUCCCCAAGCGACAUCGUCAUUCUAACUUUUUUUCUUUUUCCUGCGUCAUUGUGCGACUCUUCCCCAAGGUCCUGUUCGUUUCAGACGAAGCUGCAGUUCAAGGUUAGGUUCGCCAUAAGCCCGCUGUAGCCCGAAGCCGAGCACAGUCGACCUUCGGACAUCUUGCAAGCGCGCGGUUUACCUUGUUCAAAUGUUCCGCAGCCCCAUGGGUGCCGCUUCUUCAAUGAAAUAGAACCCAUAUAUCACUUCCCUUCGCGCCUUGUAGAAUCGAUUUUCAUCUAAAUCUCGGCAGAAGUUCCUGGAAAACCUCCGAUUCGCGAUCGCCGUCGUCUGCUCUAGUUCUCGUUCGUCGUCUGUUUAUCUUCCUCUGUUCUGUGUGUCACCUCUCCCACUCCCCGGAAGGGGGGGGGGGGGUCCAGUUCUCUGAUUUAAGGCGCUGUCAAGGCAAUGUUUGCCCAGCAAUCCACAACUCCUGACACUGAAAUGAGGCGUCUACAUCGCUGGGCUUCUCAUAUUUUUCUUUUGCCCCUUUUGCUGUCUUGCUUAUGUCCUUCUGUCUACUUUUGUGCGUGUGUGUUGGAAAGCUACUUCAAUACAGUUGCACUAGCGAGUACACACGCUAUGGACUUCUCAUCCACCGUCGAAGGAAUUGGGUUGGAUAGGAGGGAGGCCACCUGAGAACCAGGGGAAGGCGUGGGCCGGCAGUCGAUGUCGGAGCUCUUCAACCGUGCCAUAUAGGAAAAUUUCCAAUACGCCUUAUGUGUUUGCGAGCCCAGGCAUGGGUAACUGGCGACCAAAAUGGGAUCUGCAGACUCUCGCGUCACCUAUGGGCGAUAAUACAAACUGAAAAAUGACAUUAUUUUUUUUUUUUUUGCACAGCAACAAAAUGAGAUAAACGUACGCACUGCAGGCAAGGUCAAAUAACCGGCAUUUUCAAUAAGCACAAUUUAUUUUCUGUGAUAUUAGCCAUUUCAGGCUCCUCUUUAGCUGGCGAUGGGUGAGGCUAAAUUGCAUCAUGUCGCUCACUGGCGGCGCCUAAUUUAUCCUCCAUAGAGAAGCUGUACAGUAGUAGUAGUAGUAGUAGUAGUAGUAGUAGUAGUAGUAGUAGUAGUAGUAGUAGUAGUAGUAGUAGUAGUAACGAGCGUCAGCAGCCGCCUAUAUUUAUGUCCGCUGCCAGGAAGAACGCCUCUCCCAGCGAUUUCCAAUUAUCCUUGCAUUUGCGCUAGCUCUCCGAGUAAUAGUAGUAGGAUAAUCGCGGAGACUUCUCUUUAGCAAUGAAGGGAGAGCAAUGGAGCUAAAUCGUGUACAAGAUCGCUACUGAAAACGUACCCACAUUUUCCUUUGGAUUUCAAUUUAGGCCGGGAACAGAAAACCUUACUCAGUUAUACUUUAAUAAGAGAAAAUUUCAAAUUUAUUUAUGCUUCGUAACUUUACUCUCUGGCCUUUUGGCAAAUGCGAAACCAACCUUGCAAAUAUAGGGGUGUCCAAAUACACGCCCUGGCGAAGGCGCCCUCUGGAUAACAGACGCAGAUCUGGAAGGCUACGCUUUUGCCGGCUGCAUACGGCGGAAACGAUACCGCGGACCGGUAACACUCCAUAGAGGUCAGGUCUUGGACAGCACCUAUAUCAAGUGACGCUGGUUCAGUGUCUGCUUCGACAAAAAUGAAACGGCAAGCAUUGUUGAACUCUGGCGGACUACUUGGCGCAGUGACACAUGUGCAGAGGCUGCACCUUUCUAGCUUUAUUUCGCGUGCUAUAGAAAUACGUCCUCCACGCGUAGCAGUAAUUCGAUCAUAACUCCUUUCUCGCUAGAGGCUCGUGCCAUGAUAAAAGUUUAGGAAGAAGGAAAGGAAGAAGAUGCGACGUGCCAGCGGGGACGCCAUUCUAAACAUUGUCAAAUCCCGCUAUACAGUCCAAUUCGCCAUCUUGUCAGCUGUGAUUGGCUCAGAGGGCUGCAAGGGACUCUCUGAUUGGCUCAAAAUGACGCCAUUACAGAAUUUGGCCAGAAUGCUUAACUUGAGAAUGUACAGAACAGGAUACGCCGGCUGAGGUACAUUGCUCUCUCUUGGGGCCUCGGUAUAGUAGGCUUUUAGCCACAAGGAUGUGUUUGAAACGCCGAGCGUGAUUUGCCGUGCAUGAUUUCAUUCAAGUAGCAAAACGUAUAAUCCGUGUUAAUUCCAACUUUCCUUAGUAUUCAUAUUACGAUUCUUCUAAAUUCCUUCCAGUCCAGUUAUUCAACGAAUAUUCUUCUUUUUUUUUUGUUCCCUUUCGAUCAGUAACAAUCCAUUCACCUUUUCUCGCUUCUCAAGCACACCCUACUUAACUGCCUUAUUCCCAAAUUUUUACUCUAUCAAGAACAUCUUCACUUUUUCAGUUUUCAGUUUAUUUCUUCAAUCAGUAGAUAUACAUGCUUACACAAGUAUACGGAUGGAGGUCCCAGAGUAUGUGGCUGAAAGAGGACCUCCUGUCAGAAAAUAUAUACAUCAGAGCAAAUACACAGCAUAAAACAACAAUACAGUAGUCACCAAGUGGAAGAUGAUACAAAGUAAAUGUAGUACAAACUGUAAAAUAACAUAAAGUCAACAGCCAGUCGUAGAAUUAAAACAGCAGUUCAAGGCAUUCGCAACAGAACAAACGAAAAAUAUUUAUAAAGGCUACAAAUGAAAAAAAAAGAACUAAAGAAAAAGAAAAAACGGAAAGGAAAUGAGCAAGAGUGAAGUGAAUAGCUUAGAUAUGUGGACUAUUUUGGCUGUCUAGUAGAAAAUUGAAUAAUCUUUUCCUGAAGAAACCUAAAGACGAAGAGCACUUGACAUCUAGUGGGAGGCUGUCCCAAGUAGAUAAUGCUGCGAAAAGGUCAUUACUGAGGUCUCAUAAGGUCUUACUGAGGUCAUUGCCCUUGCGUACAAACCACUCAAUCCUUUGCCCAUGCCCCAUUGUGGGUACGUGCCACGCAUUUAAACAUCAUCAUCGCCGGCGUACGCGGUGUUGUCCGGCGUCGGGAGCUGCUGGCGCCGGCCUCUGGCAGGACUGCCGAGGAGCGGCCCAGAGGGCGCCCCCAGCGACGACUCCUCGUCCGCGACUCGCCGUCCGGGGACGAGGAGAUGGCCACCGAAGGGGACCAGCUGAAUGCCGAGGCCGCAGAGAACACCACGGCGACGACCGAGACGACCGUGGCCCAAAUUGAGGCAAGCGCAGUCCCGGAGGUCGCUUCCGGGCCGCUUGUCGCAGACGCAGACGGGAAGCCGGAAGUUUCUUCCGCGACACAACCGCCACAAAGCAGAGCCGCCGACACUCCGGAAGAGCCGAAACAGCAGAAACGCCAGCAGAGAGAACACACACAGCAGGAGCACUACUACAUGGUGCUGCUGGAGGACGUGCUCUCCGCGGACCAGGGGCACCGGGGUCGGGACGGCGGCCGCGCCGAACAACAUGGUGGCAGCGGUGGCGGCUACGAGAGAGCGGCGCGCCACCUCGCGGAGCCGCUCGAGCCCGACAUGGACGACUUGAUGUGCGGCGAGCGCUGCGCGCCGCUGAACCGCAUCUGCGGACUGCCGCUGCUCGGGCUCGCGUUCAUCGCCAUCGUGUUGCCCGUGGCUGUGCACCGGUUCUCCUCUACGCAGAACGCGACGCAGACGCCGCAGCUACACGGGACAUCGAGCAGACUGUAUGCAACGAUAAGGCCCGGUCAGUUCAACUACCUCGCGGAUAGGCUGCUUCGGCCUUACGCGACGACUGCCAAGCAGGCUUUAUUACCGUGGAGGCUAAACAGCUCCGCCGGCGUUGGCCGCGUCAGACUCGAUUGGCAACGACUGCUGGGGACCAAGUCGAAGACGGACAAGAAGCCCGCCUCGACAUCUCCUUCUACGUCGACGAUAACGAGGCAGAACCCGGAGCUGCGGGACAUUCCGCGACCCGAGAGCCCCUCCAACAGCGCCCACGCUACGCUGACGCCUUCGAGAGACGUCGACAGGAAGGUGGACGGACGUGGUCUUGAGCACUGGGUGUCGCCGAUCGGGCCCCAAAAUCUUCUAGCCGGGACCAGAUGGUUCUUCGAGAAGACGACGACGCUGCCGACAACGUGAGUCAAGUCAGUUCCGAUCAGGUCAAGUCAAGUCAGGGUCAGGUAUAGUUUCGGGU